UUAACUAAAAAAAUCCACUAAAUCUUAUAUUUAUGUCAACCUGGUACAAUCUGAAUCCGAUCCAAUUCAAUCCAAAAAUUUUAACUCUCGAAUUCGAACUUGACCCGAAUCCAAAAACAUCUAAUUCAAACCUAAUUUUUUUUUUAUCGUCUUGGUUGGAAUAUCAGGUUUUUGACACCGCCUAUCAUCCCCGACCCCCAUUAUUUUAUUUAUUUUUAUUUAAUUUUUUUUGGACUGCUAAAAUUCUUCAAUAUUUUGCUAUAAAAAAACAUGCCUCCAAAUUAAAAGGAAAACCACUCGGUGGUUUCUGCGUAUCGUCGGCGAAACUCGAAAGACGAUGAUGUGGCGGCUGUCGCGGGUGGCGGAUUACUCCCAGUACGAGGCGCUGCGGCGGCGGCGGGGGCAGCGGAAGGAGCUUCCGGGGGAGCCCGGAGCGGGGGCGGCAGCGGAAGGCCACGUGCCGGUCUACGUCGGGGAGGAGAUGGAGCGGUUUGAGGUCCCGACACGGUUGCUGAACCGGCCGGCCAUCGUCGAGCUGCUCCGCCGGUCCGCCCAGGAGUACGGAUACCAGCAGCGCGGCGUCCUCCGCAUCCCCUGCCCCGCCUCGCUCUUCCGCCGACUCCUCGCGGCCGAGGAAGGGAAAGCGGCGGCGGCGGCGGAGGGAGCGGAGGAGGAGCUGCUCCAGUCCUAGUUCGACGAGCGGUUCCUGUCUUCUUUCGACCGGUGUUGAGCCGGCGAGUCGAAGCGGGAGCUUCGCUAUAGAUAAGCAGCCGCCGGCCACGGAGUGUGGUUGUGGAAAAUAAAGCUCUGGCUAUCUCUCUCUUUCGAUCUUAUUUGUCUUGUCUGCUUCAGACAUGUUAAUAUAUUAAAGCUAAGAUUUUUGAUA
Molecule: messenger RNA, 886 nt
Organism: Zingiber officinale
Lineage: Eukaryota; Viridiplantae; Streptophyta; Magnoliopsida; Zingiberales; Zingiberaceae
Product: auxin-responsive protein SAUR71-like
Exons: 1
Coding region: 338-691 (117 amino acids)
Biological process (GO): response to auxin
Source: RefSeq, a predicted model, not a curated record